Molecule: messenger RNA, 8766 nt
Organism: Homo sapiens (human)
Lineage: Eukaryota; Metazoa; Chordata; Mammalia; Primates; Hominidae
Product: KIAA0586
Exons: 33
Coding region: 547-5445 (1632 amino acids)
Biological process (GO): smoothened signaling pathway
Cellular component (GO): photoreceptor inner segment; centrosome; centriole
Source: RefSeq, a predicted model, not a curated record
GCUGUUGUCAGAUUACACCCACGACGGUGCGGGUCUCGGGCGUUCUGGAGAUACGUAGGGGUGAAUUUAUGUUUCCGACGAUUGCAUCUGGAGGGGUGUGUAAGACUCUGUGGCUGAAGAAAGCUAUUACGCUUCUUAUGUGGGUCAUUAUUUUAAAAAUAGCAUUUCGCUUUUAUUUGCUUGACUGCCUCUUCUCAACAAAUUUUAAGCCCGCCACUACAUGUGUUUGGUUUUGCCCUACCAGCUCUGGGGUUGGGGAGUGCACUGUUAUGGUUAUUGUUGCUCCUGUGGCCAUUCUCUUGUCAUCCCCACUUUCACAUUUUGGCGUGGUGUAUUAAUAGACUGAGUGGGAUUAAUGGGUAAAUAUGACUUUAUAGUCAGCUCUAAUCCUGGAUUCAAUAUCAGAAUUUAGAUUUUCAGCUUUGUGGAUGUUCGACAUUUUAAAAACAGUUAUUGCAAAGAGGUGAAAAUUUUGUUCUGAAGUCUUAAGGAAACAGAGAAAGUUUUUCCGUCCUUAAGUGUGGGACUUGUUUUGUGACCAACAAUAUGAAAGGCUCUGAGGUCAGCUUGGAGAAGAAAAAAAAGAUUAAGAUGCCAGUGAAGAGACUUCGUGAGGUAGUUUCUCAAAAUCAUGGAGAUCAUUUGGUUUUGCUGAAAGAUGAGUUGCCCUGUGUUCCUCCGGCAUUGUCUGCAAAUAAACGUCUUCCUGUUGGAACGGGGACUAGUUUGAAUGGAACAUCACGUGGUUCAUCAGACUUAACUUCUGCUAGAAAUUGUUACCAGCCUCUAUUAGAAAAUCCCAUGGUGUCAGAAAGUGAUUUUUCUAAAGACGUUGCAGUGCAAGUGUUGCCUUUGGAUAAAAUAGAAGAGAACAACAAGCAAAAAGCAAAUGACAUCUUCAUUUCUCAGUAUACAAUGGGACAGAAAGAUGCUCUAAGAACAGUUUUAAAGCAAAAUGUCUCACUUUGUCUCACAGGCUGGAGUGAUCACAGUGGGGUGAUCACAACUCACUGCAGUCUCUACCUCCUCAGGCUCAUGAGAUCCUCCCACCUCAGCCUCCCGAGUAGCUGGGACUACAGAGCUCAAAGCAUGCCUGUUUUUAAGGAAGUAAAGGUACAUCUGUUAGAAGAUGCAGGCAUAGAGAAGGAUGCUGUUACUCAGGAGACUAGAAUUUCACCCAGUGGAAUUGAUUCAGCUACAACCGUGGCUGCAGCAACUGCUGCUGCCAUUGCAACCGCAGCUCCGUUGAUAAAGGUGCAGAGUGAUUUGGAAGCAAAAGUCAAUUCUGUUACAGAAUUACUUAGUAAAUUACAGGAGACUGAUAAACACCUGCAACGUGUUACAGAGCAGCAAACAAGCAUUCAGAGGAAACAAGAGAAAUUACAUUGUCAUGAUCACGAAAAGCAAAUGAAUGUGUUUAUGGAGCAGCACAUAAGGCAUCUUGAAAAGUUACAACAACAACAAAUAGAUAUUCAGACUCAUUUUAUUAGUGCUGCACUCAAGACUAGUAGUUUUCAGCCUGUUAGUAUGCCCUCCUCCAGAGCAGUGGAAAAGUAUUCCGUAAAACCAGAACACCCUAAUCUUGGUAGCUGUAAUCCAUCUUUAUAUAACACAUUUGCUUCCAAACAAGCACCUUUAAAAGAAGUUGAAGAUACGAGUUUUGAUAAACAGAAAUCUCCUUUGGAGACACCAGCACCUCGCAGAUUUGCUCCUGUACCUGUUUCAAGGGAUGAUGAACUAUCAAAGAGGGAAAAUCUUUUGGAAGAAAAAGAAAAUAUGGAAGUGUCGUGUCACAGAGGAAAUGUAAGACUAUUGGAACAAAUUUUGAAUAAUAAUGAUUCUUUGACAAGAAAAAGUGAAUCAUCAAACACCACCUCACUAACUAGGUCAAAAAUAGGAUGGACUCCUGAGAAAACAAACAGAUUUCCUUCCUGUGAAGAGCUAGAAACAACUAAAGUGACUAUGCAGAAGUCUGAUGAUGUUCUUCAUGACCUUGGCCAAAAAGAGAAAGAAACAAAUAGCAUGGUCCAGCCAAAAGAAUCUCUGAGUAUGUUGAAGCUUCCAGAUCUUCCACAGAAUUCUGUUAAGCUUCAAACAACCAAUACAACAAGAUCUGUAUUGAAAGAUGCUGAGAAGAUUUUGAGAGGAGUACAAAACAAUAAAAAAGUACUUGAAGAAAACCUGGAAGCUAUUAUUCGUGCAAAAGAUGGAGCUGCCAUGUAUUCGCUUAUCAAUGCUUUAUCUACCAACAGAGAGAUGUCAGAGAAAAUUAGGAUCAGAAAGACAGUGGAUGAAUGGAUUAAAACUAUUUCUGCAGAAAUUCAGGAUGAACUGUCAAGAACAGAUUAUGAACAAAAAAGAUUUGAUCAGAAGAAUCAGAGAACCAAGAAAGGUCAGAAUAUGACUAAAGAUAUUAGAACCAACACACAAGAUAAAACUGUCAACAAAUCUGUAAUUCCAAGAAAACAUUCUCAAAAGCAAAUAGAAGAGCAUUUUAGAAAUCUACCUAUGAGGGGCAUGCCUGCUUCAAGUUUACAGAAAGAGAGAAAGGAAGGGCUUUUGAAAGCAACCACAGUAAUACAAGAUGAAGAUUAUAUGUUACAAGUCUAUGGAAAGCCAGUUUAUCAGGGCCAUCGAAGCACUCUUAAAAAAGGACCAUAUCUCAGAUUUAAUUCUCCAUCUCCUAAGUCCAGACCACAGAGACCAAAAGUAAUAGAACGAGUUAAAGGCACUAAGGUAAAGUCAAUAAGAACACAGACUGACUUCUAUGCAACAAAACCUAAGAAGAUGGAUUCUAAAAUGAAACAUUCUGUUCCUGUGUUACCUCAUGGCGAUCAGCAAUAUUUGUUCAGCCCAAGUAGAGAAAUGCCUACUUUUUCAGGUACAUUGGAAGGUCAUCUGAUUCCUAUGGCAAUUCUUUUAGGACAAACCCAAAGUAAUAGUGAUACCAUGCCACCUGCUGGAGUGAUUGUCAGCAAGCCACACCCUGUAACUGUGACUACUUCUAUUCCUCCAUCAUCUCGAAAAGUAGAAACUGGAGUAAAGAAACCUAACAUAGCCAUUGUAGAAAUGAAGUCAGAAAAAAAGGAUCCUCCUCAGCUUACUGUGCAGGUAUUACCCAGUGUAGAUAUUGACAGCAUUUCAAAUAGUAGUGCUGAUGUCCUUUCACCUCUGUCUAGCCCCAAAGAAGCAUCUCUUCCUCCUGUGCAAACUUGGAUAAAGACUCCAGAAAUUAUGAAGGUAGAUGAAGAAGAGGUGAAGUUUCCAGGAACUAACUUUGAUGAAAUAAUCGAUGUCAUACAGGAAGAAGAAAAAUGUGAUGAAAUUCCAGACUCUGAACCAAUUCUGGAGUUUAACAGAAGUGUUAAAGCUGAUUCUACAAAAUAUAAUGGUCCUCCAUUUCCGCCAGUUGCUUCUACUUUUCAGCCCACUGCUGAUAUUCUGGAUAAAGUAAUUGAGAGAAAAGAAACACUGGAAAAUAGCUUAAUUCAAUGGGUAGAGCAAGAAAUAAUGUCAAGAAUUAUCUCUGGGCUCUUUCCAGUCCAGCAACAGAUUGCACCUAGUAUCAGUGUUUCAGUCAGUGAGACAAGUGAACCACUGACUUCUGACAUUGUGGAAGGAACAAGCAGUGGCGCCCUCCAGCUUUUUGUUGAUGCUGGUGUUCCUGUGAACUCAAAUGUGAUUAAACAUUUUGUUAACGAAGCUCUUGCUGAGACCAUUGCUGUCAUGCUGGGUGACAGAGAAGCAAAGAAGCAAGGUCCUGUUGCUACAGGUGUUUCUGGGGAUGCUUCAACAAAUGAAACAUAUUUGCCGGCAAGAGUGUGCACCCCACUGCCUACCCCACAGCCUACGCCUCCUUGCUCACCUUCAUCACCUGCUAAGGAGUGUGUUUUGGUAAAGACUCCAGAUUCUUCUCCCUGUGAUUCGGAUCAUGAUAUGGCUUUUCCUGUGAAAGAAAUAUGUGCUGAAAAAGGAGAUGAUAUGCCUGCCAUCAUGCUUGUUAAUACUCCAACAGUUACCCCUACUACUACACCUCCUCCAGCGGCGGCAGUUUUUACCCCAACUUUGUCAGAUAUUUCCAUUGAUAAAUUGAAGGUAUCAAGCCCAGAGCUUCCCAAGCCAUGGGGUGAUGGAGACCUGCCACUGGAAGAAGAGAACCCUAACUCACCUCAAGAAGAACUUCAUCCAAGAGCUAUUGUAAUGUCUGUGGCUAAGGAUGAAGAACCAGAGAGUAUGGAUUUCCCUGCUCAGCCUCCACCUCCAGAGCCAGUUCCCUUUAUGCCAUUUCCUGCCGGCACCAAGGCCCCUUCCCCCUCACAGAUGCCAGGUUCUGAUUCAUCAACACUGGAGAGCACAUUGAGUGUUACUGUCACUGAAACUGAAACUUUAGAUAAACCCAUCUCUGAAGGAGAGAUUUUAUUUAGCUGUGGUCAAAAAUUGGCCCCCAAGAUUUUAGAAGAUAUAGGACUGUACCUGACAAACCUUAAUGAUAGCUUAUCCAGCACUCUGCAUGAUGCCGUUGAAAUGGAGGAUGAUCCUCCUAGUGAAGGGCAAGUGAUUAGGAUGUCCCAUAAAAAAUUUCAUGCAGAUGCAAUUCUUUCUUUUGCUAAACAAAACCAGGAGUCAGCAGUUUCCCAGCAAGCAGUCUAUCAUUCAGAGGACUUGGAAAACAGUGUGGGUGAACUUAGUGAAGGACAAAGACCCCAGCUAACAGCGGCAGCAGAGAACAUCUUAAUGGGACAUUCUCUCUAUAUGCAGCCACCUGUCACUAAUACACAGUCUUUGGAUCAACAAUGUGAUCCUAAACCAUUAUCUCGGCAAUUUGACACAGUUUCAGGUAGUAUUUAUGAAGAUUCAUGUGCUAGUCAUGGUCCAAUGAGUUUGGGAGAAUUGGAGUUGGAGCCAAAUUCUAAGCUGGUUCUUCCCACAACACUUCUGACAGCACAAGAAAAUGAUGUUAAUUUACCAGUAGCCGCUGAAGAUUUUUCCCAGUACCAACUAAAGCAAAAUCAGGAUGUUAAGCAAGUUGAACACAAACCAUCACAAAGUUACCUACGUGUUAGAAAUAAAUCUGAUAUUGCACCUUCACAGCAACAAGUUUCACCAGGUGAUAUGGAUCGGACACAAAUUGAGCUUAAUCCGUACCUCACAUGUGUAUUUUCAGGUUUGGGGGUACAUGUGAAGAAGGUUUCCUGUAUAGGUAAACUCGGGCUGUGGAGGUUUGUCAUACAGAUUAUUUCAUCACCCAGGUGGGAAAGCAGUGCCACUCUCCGCUUCACAGAUGCCCCCUGCCAAGAUGUCAGUGAUGCUGCCGUCAGUGAACCUCGAGGACUGCUCUCAGUCUCUGAGUCUCAGCACAAUGCAGGAGGACAUGGAGUCUUCGGGGGCAGAUACCUUCUGAACGGGAAGAGACAGCCAGCACAGUGUUUAUGCCACUGGUUUUAAAGUCAUUUUACCUUGGCUUAAAACCCUCUCUCAGACUGUUUGGUUUUUGAGCAUAUUCUGAAAAAAAAAUUCCAAUAUUUUAAAAUAAAACAAAAAGCAUAAUUUGGGUAUUUAAAGUUUUUAAAUAAAAUAAGUAUAAGUCAUUAUAAGUCUGAUUGUGAGUUGUUUCUUAGAAUCCUGAGAUAGCAUAGAGUAGUGAAAGGGCAUGGCUUUUGACAUCUAGGCAUUUAAUCUAUAGGUGUAAUUAUCUGUAUGUAUUUAUAAAAUUAUGUAGCUCAAGGUUAUUCAUUCUAACAUUUUUAUAACAGCAAAUAGAAAAAAUCAAAUGUCUAUCAAUAAUAGACUGGUUUUAAAGUGAUGGUACAUCAGUACAAUGGAAUACUAUGUAUUACAAAAAAAAAUUUAAAAAGUUUAUUGAUAUGGAAUAAUCUUUGAGAUGCACUGUUAAAGUGAAAAAAGCCAUGUGCAAAAUAGUGUGUGAACUAUGCAGUUGUUGAAAUUAUUUAAAAUGGGGUGGGGAGGAAUUCAAAUGUAUGGUAUGUCACAUAUUCUUACAUGUAUUUGCUUGUAAAUAUAUUAUAUAAACAAGAAACUGCUAAGUUUGUCUCCAGGGAGUAGAAUUGUUGGCUGGGUGAUAGGAGAGGCUAAGUGAUAGGAAUCAAGGAUAAUCGUGGUUACUAUGUAUUUGAACUUCAGUUGUGAUAGAAAAAAAUCAUCAGUGAGAUUAAUUUUUAUAUGCCUUAUGUAUACCAUAUAAACCUUUAUAAACCUGUGAAACAUGUAACUCUAUUACCUUUUGCAACAUAAAUACAUAAAAUUAAAGGAAAAUAAAAAGCAUUGCUUCGUAAUCAGAUACAUGUAGGUUCUAAUCCCAAUUCUGUAACUUCUUGCUUUGUGAUAGGGGCCAACGAAACGCCUUCUUAUCAGCUGUUUCAGAUUAAUGGGUUUAAUACUUAUUUUUGCAGAAUAAUGGACAUCAGUGAUUGUGUGUGGAGAUGGGGGUGGGUAGUGCCCAGCACAGUGCUUGAUACCAUGUAAGUGCUCAAUAAAUGGUGUUGUUCUUAUUAUCUUGAGGGAUUUCAGUACUGUAUAGUAGAGGGCAUAAGCACAUGAAAAGAAAGGCAGCCUAGCACUAGUGAAAAAAAUUUACCUCCCAGAAAAAUCAUUUUCUGUCACAACUGAAUUUCAAACACACAGUAAUUACAGUCAUCCUUGACUUUUUCAGCAUUUUUGUAGGUUGCUAAGUGGAUCUCAGCACUGGCAGCACAUUAGAACCUCUGGGAGCUUUAAAAAAUACUAAUGCCUGGGCCUUGUACCAAGGGAUUUCAAUUUAAUUGAUCUUGGAUGGGGUCCAGCAUUGGUAUUAAAAAAAAAAAAAGACCUUUUCAGGUAAUUUUAAUGGGCACUCAAGGCUGAGAAUUACUGAAGAGCAAUUUAGAAUUCCUUAAACUUCUAGUAGGAGCCAUUGCCUGGGGAUUUUUUUUCUCACUGAACAUAGAAGCUGCAAGAGUCUAUGGAAACUCAGAAAUGUGUCAGCCUUCCACAUGCACUUCCUCACAGCUUCUCUCAGGUAUUUGGUUACUGGAAUGUUUUAGGUUUCACUUUAGAACCCGUUUUCUUUGAUAUGGCCCUUUGGACAGUUCUGCUUAUAACAGUUUCCUUUAAACAAGUGGAAGAAAAAUUCUGCUCUGUGGAUUUUAAUUUGUUUUUGAUAUUCAUCUACAAGACUCUGGGCAAGGUGAAAGCUGGAGAAAUGUUGCUUAGUGCUGCUUCAUUUUAAACAUGACACCCCACCCCCCAACCUUGGUUUCUGGUUUUCAUAGUUUUUUCUGCCUUGGAAGGAUUUCAGCAAAAUCUUGUUUUAGUUAAAGCAUUUUUUAUUUAAAGGUGUUGGUAGAUUUUUCCUCCUAACCAUAGAAAGCCUGCCUUUUCUAACUUUAGGGUAGAAGUGUAAUCUUUGAUUUAUUCUACUCCCUGUGCACGUGAGCUUUUCUUUUAAAAAAAAUUAGUGUCCAUUCGACGGUUUCUUUUUUUUUUUUUUGAGAUGGAAUUUUGCUCGUUGCCCAGGCUGGAGUGCAAUGGCACAAUCUUGGCUCACCGCAACCUCUGCCUCCUGGUUUCAAGCGAUUCUCCUGCCUUAGCCUCCUUAGUAGCUGGGAUUACAGGCGUGCGCCACCAUGCCCGGCAAAUUUUGUAUUUUUAGUAGAGAUGGGGUUUCUCCGUGUUGGUCAGGCUAGUCCUGAACUCCCGACCUCAGGUGAUCUGCCUGCCUCAGCCUCCCAAAGUGCUGGGAUUACAGGCGUGAGCCACCGCGCCCGGCAUUCAUCUAGUAUUUUGUUUUAUAGGAUUAUUUCUGUUCAUGGUUACUCCUGUACACAUUCCUCUGCCAACCACUUCAGAUUCUUUUGGAAUAAGACGAUGUACGUAAAAACAAACUAAAUGGAACUUUUGAUUUUAUAAGCUUUAAAAUUUUUAUUUUAUAUUAAAUUUUACAAUUUCCAACUUCCGGAAUAAACUAUUUAUGAGACAUGCUAUUAAGAGACUAUCAAGAUCAAGGCUGUUACUAUUGCUGGGCUGUGACUGGACACGGUGGCUCAUGCCUGUAAUCCCAAGACUUUGGGAGGCCGAGGGUGGAUCACUUGAGCUCAGGAGUUUGAGACCAGCCUGGGCAACAUGGCAAAACCCAUCUCUACCAAAAAUACAAAAAAUUAGCUGGUCAUGGUUGCACACACCUGUAGCCCCAGCUACUCAAGAGGGUGAGGUGAGAGGAUCGCUUGAGCCCAGGAUGUCAAGACUGCAGUGAGCCGUGGUUGUGCCACUGCACUCCAGCCUGGGUGACAGAAUGAGACCGUGUCUCAAAAAAAAAAAAAAAAAAAUUGCUGAGCUAUCAUGCCUUAACACUAGGUAACGUGUUUAAAAUGUUCCUUUCUGCUGGGUGCGGGUGGCUCACACCUGUAAUCCCAGCACUUUGGGAGGCUGAGGCAGGCAGAUCACCCAAGGUUAGGAGUUCAAGACCAGUCUGGCCAACAUGGUGAAACCCCAUCUCUACUAAAAAUACAAAAAUUAGCCAGGCAUGGUGGCGUGUGCCUGUAAUCCCAGCUACUUGGGAGGCUGAGGCAGGAGAAUUGCUUCAACCCAGGAGGCAGAGGUGGCAACGAGCUGAGACUGCACCACUUAACUCCAGCCUGGGCAACAGAGUAAGACUCUGUCUCAAAAAUAAAUAAAUAAAUAAAUAAAAUGUUCCUCUGUUUUAAAUCCUAAAUUCGUUCUUUGUAUACUUUAAUAGAAUCUUGAAUAAAUAUUUUUAUUCUUAGAAGAUUA